AUAAAAUGUCAGUUAAUGUAUGAUAAAAUGGCAGCUGUAAAUUUUAAAACAUUAAAAGAGGAGGAGAUUAUUAAAUUCUUCAAUUCUUUUGACACUGUUCUCACAGAUUGUGAUGGUGUUUUAUGGAUGAAUAUGACACCUUUGAAAAAUGCAUCCACUGUAAUAAGUAAGCUCCAUGCUUUGGGAAAUAGAGUCUUUUAUAUUACCAAUAAUAGUACAAAAACAUUAGAAGAGUUUAUGGAUAAAUGUAAAAUAUUGGAAUUUGAAGCUUCAAAAGAUAAUAUUUUAUGUACUGCAAAUCUUUCUGCUAAAUACCUACAUAAGUUAGGUUUUUCUAAGAAAGCUUAUGUCAUUGGCUCUGAAGCAAUAACGAAAGAAUUAGAAAAAGUUGGUAUUUCACAUUACGGAGUAGGACCAGAUGUUAUUAAUUCAGAUAUAUCAUGUUCAUAUACAGUAUUUAAUAAGGAUCCUGAAGUUGGAGCUGUAAUUGUAGGAUUUGAUGAACAUUUUAGUUAUCCAAAAAUGGUUAAAGCAGCAACAUAUUUAAAUGAUCCAAAUGUACAUUUUAUUGGAACAAAUACUGAUGAAAGAUUUCAACUUGCCCAAAGCAUUGUUAUACCUGGUACAGGAAGCUUAGUUCGUUGUAUAGAAAGUUGUGCAGAAAGGAAAGCUCUAAUAAUGGGCAAACCUGAACCUUAUAUAGCUAAUAUUUUAAAGGAGAGAUAUAAUGUAAAUCCUGCAAGAACUCUUAUGAUAGGCGACAGAUGUAAUACUGAUAUUUUGCUUGGUACUAGAUAUGGUUUUAAAACAUUGCUUGUCUUAACAGGAGUUACCAAUUUACAACAAGUAGAACAGUGGAAACAAUCAAAUAAACCAGAAGAAAAAGAGCUUGUUCCUGACUAUUAUAUUGAUGCAUUAGGAGAUCUUUUAUAUUAUAUAGAAUUAUUUACAUCUAAAUCAAAAAAAAAUAUUAAUUUAGAAACUGCUAACAUUUACGCAAUAGAAAUCAAUUUCAUUCCAUCUAAAUAUCAAAAUAUAGGUGUAUUCAUAAUGUCGACAAAACAAUUGACAUCGAUAUCCAAAGAUACAUUUACAAGCUUGCUAAAUUCCAUUGAUGUUGUUUUAUCGGACUGUGAUGGUGUCUUAUGGAAAGAAAAUGAAGUGAUAGAAGGAUCACCCGAUACUGUGAAUAAACUUACGGAAUUAAAGAAAAAAUUUUUUUAUGUAACAAAUAAUAACACGAGAACGAGACCUGAAUUUGUAGAAAAAUGCAAAGGACUUGGUUAUAAAGCAGAUAAAGAUGAAAUAGUAUGUACAUCAUUUUUAGCAGCAGCAUAUCUUAAGGAAAAACAGUUCAAGAAAACAGCUUAUGUAAUUGGAAGUAACGCAAUUGGUAAGGAAUUAGAAGAUGUGGGCAUCAAGCAUUGUGGUAUCGGACCUGAUCUUAUGGAAGGAGAUGAAUUAGAUUUAGUAAAGGGAUUUGAACCACAACCAGAUAUAGGUGCAGUAAUUAUAGGUUUCGAUAAAUACUUUAGUUAUCCAAAACUGUUGAAAGCUACUACUUACUUAGCAGAUCCUACUGUUUAUUUCAUUGGAACGAAUUGUGAUACAGAUAGACCUUCUCCAAAUACAAAUAAAUACCCAGGUAGUGGUUGCUUUAUAAGAGCUCUUGAAGUAGCUAGCAAUAGAUCUGCCAUAAUGGUUGGGAAACCAGAAACAUUCCUAAGUCAAUAUAUUAUUAACAAAUAUAACUUAAAUCCUGAAAGGACAUUAAUGAUUGGGGAUAACCUUAAGACCGAUAUUCUUCUGGGAAAACGUUGUGGAUUCAAAACAUUACUUGUAUUAUCAGGGGUGACCACAAAGUCCGAGAUAGAAUCUAUAAUAUCAGGCCAAAAGCAAGAUGACCUCGUGAUACCCGAUUACUAUACUGAUCAAUUAGGAGAUGUGUUCCAUAUUUUAUCAAAUAAUUGAAAAUAAGUUUUGAAUUAAAAAUAGUUAACAUUAUUAACAUAAUUUAUGGAUAGAUUUCAUUUUGUAUGUAUUGCAAUCAUGAAUAGAGAUCUUUAUUUUGUUAAGAUCUUUAGGUAUAAUUCCAUCAUGCAUCGAUUUUUUCUUGUAACUGAUUUUUCUUGUCGCUUUAUUAGCGAAAUUAUAUCGUAAUAGCAGUAACGGAACUUGAUGUCAAUAUUAGUUAAAGUUAAAAAUUUAUCUGAUAACGCACAGACGAAAACAAUAUUUUUAUUGCAAAAUAAGAUCUUAUUUUUCCAAUGUAUAAAAUGUUAAUGAUGUGUAUGUAUGAGUUUAUAUAUUUUUCUGAUAUAUAAAGUCUUAAUGAUGUGUAUGUAUGAGUAGUCUGUACAAGCAUCUUGAUAAAUUAGGAUGUUUAGAGGAUUGACAUAGAAUUUCAAAAUCAAACAUAUCUAAAUAAAAUAAAUUAAUAUCUU
Vespula pensylvanica (western yellowjacket) is the source of this 2444-nucleotide messenger RNA. RefSeq lists its product as uncharacterized. NCBI's taxonomy places the organism in Eukaryota, Metazoa, Arthropoda, Insecta, Hymenoptera, Vespidae. Gene Ontology annotation, cellular component: cytoplasm. The transcript is spliced from 11 exons. Gene Ontology annotation, molecular function: phosphatase activity. The coding region runs from base 16 to 1971 and encodes 651 amino acids. The record is from RefSeq and is a predicted model, not a curated record.